This is a messenger RNA of Nelumbo nucifera (sacred lotus), 351 nucleotides long. RefSeq names its product Cox19 family protein (CHCH motif). Lineage: Eukaryota; Viridiplantae; Streptophyta; Magnoliopsida; Proteales; Nelumbonaceae. The record is from RefSeq and is a predicted model, not a curated record.
GAGAACCGAUCGGGGCUUCGGUCUUCCACCAAACUUAAUAUAAAUAUUCGAAGUUGGACUUCUGGGCCUAGGAAGCCAUGGCGCAACAGAGCAAGGAGCCGUGCAAGAAGGAGGCCUGCGACAUUCAAGCUUGCCUCUCCAAGAACAAUUUCAUCCCUCAGAGGUGCCUAAAAGUCAUCGAACUACUGCAGUCAUGCUGUGAAAAAUGCAACUAUAAUUCAACACAUUGUGCUUCCGUCUCUGGACUUUUGAAACAAUCCCAUGUAAGAAACCCUUGAGUUGUUGACAUACAUUGGGGAUCAUUGUCUCCUCUUUUAUACAUGAAAUGAAAGCAAGUCCUUGGAAACCAUA